Molecule: messenger RNA, 2768 nt
Organism: Folsomia candida
Lineage: Eukaryota; Metazoa; Arthropoda; Collembola; Entomobryomorpha; Isotomidae
Product: probable serine/threonine-protein kinase DDB_G0282963
Exons: 5
Coding region: 177-2153 (658 amino acids)
Source: RefSeq, a predicted model, not a curated record
AGUUUUUGGGACUUUUUUUCUGCUACUGCUACUUGCCUUGCAAAGUCUCUCCCGUCAGUUAUGCUGUUUCAUUUCAUUGAAAUGCACAUGCUUUUUAUUUCAACGGUUGUGAAAAGAGGAGCAGUUUUGCCAUUUGUUCAAGAAGUGGGUCUAAAAAUAUCCUGACGACGAGGAAAAUGUCUCGUCCCCUGUGGCUAAAAUUUUGCAUAAUUAUUAUUAUUACAUCCACUAAUUUAUUGCCGAUCGGAAGUGCGAAUCCAUCCCUUCACAAUAAUGGCAACAAUAAUAAUAAUAAUCAUGCCCUAGUCGUGUCCGGAUGGCAGAGAAGUGUGGAAAGCCAGCUCUCACGCGUCGUGGGUCAAUUAGAUCAGUUGGAGGCGAGAGUGACUAGAAUUCAAUCUUUAAUGCUGCUCAGAUUCGACAAUAUUGAAACGGGACAAACCACGUCAAAACUCAGGAUGGAAGUUUGGGGUGAUGAAUUGAACCGGAUGAAUCGUCUGCUGGAAUCUAAAUUUGACAUAAUUCUGGCCAACAUUGAUUCCAAACUGGAAUCCAAGUUAACAGCGAUGCAACGGGAUAACAGAAGAUAUCAGGAGUUCUUAUCAAACGCCUUCAAUUCUGUGGCACUGGGACAGGAGAAAGUCAAAGAGAAAGUUAUCUUAACAAUGAAUGAGGUCAAUUCAUCUCUCGAAGUUUGGAAAAGCACUGCCAAAAACUUUACUGCCAAAGGAGACACGUCAACUUCUCUCCUAGUUCAAAAUAGUGAUAAAAUGUUGAAUAUUUUACAAGAUUUUGUCGCCAAUUCGUCACUUUCUAGUCAGUCUUCGUUAUCUUCGUCGAGUGGGUGUGGUCAUCAGGAUAAAAUGUCGCAGCAAAAAAACAACACUACAACGUUACCAACGUCAUCUCUCAAUAUCGAUUUUGCAGAACUGCAAAACCAAACCACGACCCAGUACCAGCUCCUCGGAAACAAGGUGACAAACAUGUUUGAAGACUUGAUGCGACGCUCCUCAAGCAUGGAAGGUCUCCUCAAAGAUGCCGUUUCAAUUGCCAAUGUGACAAGGAGAGAUGUCCACGAUGGGUUUAGGACCGUGUUGGCCUUGUCUCCGAGUUCUACUAGUCAAAAUUAUAAUAAUAAUCAGCAAAGGAGUUAUAAUAGCAGGUCUAACUCGUAUGGAAACAAUAAUAACAAUGGUGGCGGUGGAGGGGCAAGCUCGUCAGAAUUAAUGUCUGCCGUAAUAGUUGAAGCUUUGGCGUCCGUGGAUAGCAUGUCGACAGCGUUGGGGCGAAAAAUCACAGAAUUUAGUCGAUCAAUGGACGAACGGUUGGAAAUGGUGUCGAUGAGUAUAAAUGGGUUUUUGGAGUCGUGCGUCCGUAUUCAAGAUAAUCAACCGUUGAUCGAAGAACAUAUUGCAGAUUUGUUGAUUAAAAUUUUGAACACUGUUGAUAACAGUACAAGGUCAGCAUCCGAGCUAUGGUUGGGUGUGGCAAAUCAGAUCUUGGACGAGAGGGACAACUUUACCAGAACUUAUUACUCUGGAUGUACAGAUAUCAACACGGAGGACGAAAUCACCCCAUUUCUUCCUCCCGACAGUGGUGGUGCAGUCAACCGUGGUCAUCAAAAUGGUGCCACUCAAACAACAAAUAAUCGAAAUCAUCAUCAUCAUCAACCUCGCACAAGUAGCAACAGUUUUGAAGCAUUGUUACUUCAAACAGGAAAUGAAGUGGUCAAUAACAAGAUCUCAUCUUCUCCACUAUCUUCUCCCCGUCGUCCUCCGUCGUUCCCACAACUUCCCACAACUCAUAGCAGAUACGACGACGAUGAAAUCUUUGAUACGGAAGACACGGAAACAUUAGAUUCUGGGGAAGAGGAGACGACCACCACCACAACUUUCCCAGAAGAAAGCAGUCCAGAUACCAACAGACAUAACCAACACCAUCGACAUAACGACAACCACCAACAACCACGGAGACCUGCAAGACCGACAGCAAGUAACAGCAAUAGGAGACGAUCUGGAAAUCGAGCAGACGGAGAAAGUUUAACAGAAGCUGAUAAAAUGUCGCUGUGGGAAAGUCUCGUCGUGCUUUCUCCUUCUCCACCACCUUCUCUGACGACCAAUACCACCACCACCAGCCCCACAAGUAGUACCUGAAAAACAUGAAGAAUGCAAGAAUGUGGGAAUAUAGAAAAUAAGCAAGUCUCGCCUCCACUACUAAUGCAUUGUUGUGAACCAGACUACAAAACUAUGUAAUUCAAGGAAAACUUGGCUUUGUGUCGCUAAAUAAGUUAGUAAGUUAUAAAGUAGUACCACCACCACCGACAUAAUACUAUUCCAACUACUGCCACCCACUCUGCCUGCCUGCCUGCCAUAAGCAAUACAAAUACUGAAUACAAUGCAAAAAGGUAGCGAACCUAAUUUAUCACCGAGACUAACAAUUUAACACUCAACGCACGUAUUAAAUAGUGAAAAUUAAUAGGAUAAACUUUCAUGGAAAAGUGGUCUUGGCGGAGGUGCAGUUAUAUUCGAGGAGAGAAAACUUUUUAAGAGAAACUUUGCUUUCUUUACAACUAAUUUACAGAUACAAGAACACGAAUGGAUGGGAGGAGAGUGGUGUCUGACUUAUUUAUAUUCCUAUCUACUCUUAACUCUUAAAGAGAAAGUGAAAUUUACAGUGUAGCAUAGAUUUCAUUUAUUUAUUCCUAUUUCUUAAUUUAACAUUUAUAAUAAGAAAAUAAAAAUACAGAUCGUUAAUUUUCCGUAAUAUAA